UGUUUCAAAUUUUGUCAGAUUCAAACACAAACACCCACUCUCUUCAUUCUCAUCUAAACCCAUUCAUUCAAUUUUCAUCUCCCAAUUUUCAAAUUCUGAUUUCCCCUUUCUCUUCUUCAUCUGAUUUUCAGAGCUCUUCUUCUUCUUCUUCUUCUUCAACCUUUGAAAUUUAAAACCUUCUUUUUCUUUACAAAGAAAAACAGAGCCCAUCCAUGGUUCCACUCCCAAUGCUCUCCCAUUUCUCUCUCUCCCUCUGAGUUCUUUCUGACCAAUCUUCGGUCUCUGUGACUGUGACCCAUUUUUCUUUUGACCCUUUAUCCUUUUUCCAUUGCAAAUGGAAUUCAAUCGCACGUAAAACAAAAACCCAUUGCCCCAUUUCGAGACAGUUUUUCUAUAUUUUAUUCAUAGCUAUAGUUGAGGAAAAUGGCUAAACUAUUCACUCCUCUGUUUUUAUUUUAUUCAAUAACCUCUCAGAUCCAACUGGUAGAACUUGUUUCACAGAGAGAGUAAGAUAGAGAGAGAUGGGUUUUUUAGGCCGUCAAUGAAGCAGUGCCGAGGUAACUUUCUGCAUCUUUCUGGGUUUUGUUUUCUUUUCUUUGAUCGUGGGUUUUGAUUCGAAAAUGUGAUUGAGGGUUCCUGUUUUGUGUUCUUCCCCCUAAAAUCGAAAACUCAUCUUUCGUUUUUGUUCUUAACUUUUUCCGUUUCUUCGAUUUGAGUUUUGGGUUUAGUCCUUUCCUCUUGUUUUGUGUUCUUCCAUGGCGGUCGAACAGAGAGACCCAGUUUUUUACUGUUGUAUUAAAUCAGAGUGAAUGAGUUGAAAGUUUCUCAAGUUGGAUCCGGUUCCAAGUUUUUUAAAGCUAUGGAUUCUGAUGGAGUCAAAUCAGAAUCUGCUCCGGCUAUGUCCACCUGCCUCACCAUUAAAAUAGCUCCAACUUCCGGCAGUAAACCGCCGGGGAUUUCCCCUUCCGAUUCGGCAUUGCCGGAGCUUAAAAGCUCCAUCGAAUCUUCCCCUUAUAACUCCCCUUCCCUUUUAUCGCCGCCGUCGUCGGCGUUUGUUUCGGCUCUUCAGUCGCCGUACAUUUCGCCGAGGGCGGUGGUCCCUAAACCAGAAGAGAAGCCUGUUCCGGCGGAGAACACAGCGGCGCUGACUUGUCACUCGCCGCUGGUUUCCCAAUCUGAGGAUAUUCCGAGUAGUUCCUACACUCCUCCCUCUGACCAGUAUGAAUAUUCCGAUGACCCUUCUGAUUCUAAGGUUCAGUUUGUCGCCUGCGUUCCGGUCCCCGACUCCGCUCCGCCGCGCAUUUCAUUCUCCUUCCCCGUCCCUCGAACCUCCUUCGCCAAAUGCGGUGGCCCCCUCUCCCCUGUUUCCACCUCUAAACUCAGAAGCUGUGAUGUGUACAUUGGCUUCCAUGGCCAAGCUAAUGGCCUGAUUCGCUUCUGUAAGUGGCUCAAAUCAGAACUUGAACUUCAAGGAAUUGCUUGCUUCAUUGCUGAUCGGUCCAAGUACUCCGAUAACCAGAGCCACGAGAUCGCUGACCGUGUUAUCAGCUCUGUAACAUUCGGAGUCGUCGUUCUCACGAGCUCUAGCUUCCAUAACCAUUUCACCUUGGAGGAAGUGAGAUUCUUUACACAGAAGAAGAACUUGAUUCCAUUCUUUUUCGACAUGGAAUCGUCGGAGAUCUCAAGCUUUCUCAACUAUGUUUCCAUGGAUAAAGAGUACAAAGAGACAGUGCAGGUAUUGAUGAAGUUCCAUGAAUACAAGUUGGAAGCCAAUGAAGGUAACUGGAGAAGCUGUAUUGCUAAAGCAGCUGGGAUUUUGAGAGCAAAGCUUGGGAGGAUGAGUACUGAAAAUGAUGUUGAAAGAUAUGAGGAGCUUCCAUUUCCAAGAAACAGGUGCUUUUUGGGGAGGGAAAAGGAGAUUAUGGAAAUGGAAACUACUCUGUUUGGUAGUCGAAGCUAUCAUAAGCAAGAUGGCACGGUUUCUACUCCAAUCAUUGAAGGCAAUUCCAGCCAGCAAUCAGAAGGCUUAGCAGAUGAAGAAAGUGAGCCAGUUAGUGUGAGGGGAAGUAGGUACAUCAAUUUGGAGAUAGGGAGGUCUGAUAAUCCAACUUUAGAGACUUGGAUUGAACCAGUUAAAGGAAGAAAUUCAUUCAAGAGAUCAAAGAAUAAGGAAAUGGUCAAGAGUGGGAAUUACAAGAGUAUGAACAGCGGCAUAGUGUGCAUCAAUGGGGUCCCUGGAAUUGGAAAGACAGAGCUUGCUCUGGAAUUUGCUUAUAGAUACUCUCAAAGAUACAAGAUGGUUUUAUGGGUCGGUGGUGAAGCUCGAUACUUUCGACAAAACAUAUUGAAUAUAUCUUUGAACUUGGGAUUAGACAUAAGUGCUGAUGCUGAAAAGGAUAGAGGAAGGUUUCGGAGUUUUGAGGAGCAAGAGCUAGAGGCAUUCAAAAGAGUCAAGAGGGAGCUGUUUGGAGACAUGCCAUAUUUGUUAAUCAUUGAUAAUCUUGAGGCAGAAGAGGACUGGUGGGAAGGGAAAGAUUUAAACGAUUUGUUGCCGAGGAACACCGGGGGAUCUCAUGUGAUCAUCACGACGAGACUCUCUAAGGUGAUGAGUUUUCGUAUGAUUAACAUUCAUCCAUUGCCCUUGGCUGAUGCAAUGGUUUUGAUGAGAGGAAGAAGGAAGAAAGAAUACCCUGCAGAUGAAUUGGAAUAUCUAAAGAAGUUCGAUGACAGACUUGGGAGGUUGACAUAUGGUCUUUGGGUGAUUGGAUCGCUGCUUUGCGAGCUUGCAAUCGCCCCAUCUUCUCUUUUUGAAGCUAUCGAACAAGUACCGAUCGAUGAAUGUUCUCCCUGUGCUUAUAUAAGCAUAAAUGAAGAGCACUACUGCAAAAGCAAUCCCUUCCUGAUGAAGAUCAUUUACUUUUCUUUUUCUUUAUUGGAGCAAACUAAUGGACCAUUAGCAUCCGGAAUAUUUCUGGUUGGCGCCUGGCUCGCCCCAGCACCUGUUUCAGUGUCUGUACUAGCCACAGCAGCAAAGGAUAUGGCUGUCUCAAGAAAAGGGUUUAAAAAUUGGAGCAAAUACCUGAGUUUCAUGUUUGGUUGUUGCUCCUCUUGUUUAGCUUCACAAGCAUGGAAGAGUGAGGAAGAAUCCGCUCUUCUUCUGAUCAAGUUCGGACUCGCCCGGAAGGCGAACAAGCAAUCUGGUAGUUGGAUUCAAUUCCAUCCCAUAACUCAAGUGUUUGCCAAAAGAAAGGAGGGUUUAUCAGCUGCCAAGUCUAUAGUUCAAGGGAUAAGGAAAUCUAGUAGUAACACAAUGGCAAACUUGGAUCAUUUAUGGGCAUCUGCAUUUCUCGUCUUUGGUUUCAAAUCCGAACCUCCAUUUGUACAACUAAAGGCUGUCGAUAUGGUCCUAUACAUAAAAAAGGCUGCCCUCCCUUUGGCGAUUCGGGCCUUCACAACAUUUUCAAGAUGCAACUCAGCACUAGAGUUGCUGAAGGUAUGCACAAAUGCACUUGAGGAAGUAGAGAAGUCAUUUGUAUCUCAAAUACAAGACUGGUGUGAAGGGUCCUUGUGUUGGAAGAAAAAGUUCCAAGGCUACCAACGGGUUGAUGAAUACGUGUGGCAAGACGUGACAUUGCUAAAAGCUACAUUGCUCGAAACUCGAGCAAAACUACUUCUAAGAGGUGGACACUUUGACAGCGCCGAAGAACUAUGUAGAACUUGCAUUAGUAUAAGAACAGUCAUGUUGGGGCAUAACCAUGCCCAAACAUUGGCAGCACAAGAAACAUUAGCGAAGAUCGUUCGGCUUCGGAGCAAGAUCUGAUGUAGUUAAUAAUCCAGGCACUUGGUAAACUAGUUUUGACAGUUCAGUAACCAAGUGUUGUAUGUAAAAUUCAGAUUAAUGGAUCAUAAAUGCCAGUGUUUUUCUGCCAUUUUUAUUGAACUGACACUUGAAAGGGUAUGAAAAUAUCACCGCUUUAGUUUUGUAAAUUGUUCUUCAAACUGCUUGGCUAGAAUGAGAUUAAAUUAUAGUUGUUGGUUUACAAAAUGA
This is a messenger RNA of Benincasa hispida (wax gourd), 4048 nucleotides long. RefSeq lists its product as uncharacterized. Gene Ontology annotation, molecular function: ADP binding; ATP hydrolysis activity. The record is from RefSeq and is a predicted model, not a curated record. NCBI's taxonomy places the organism in Eukaryota, Viridiplantae, Streptophyta, Magnoliopsida, Cucurbitales, Cucurbitaceae. Gene Ontology annotation, biological process: recombinational repair; signal transduction.